This is a messenger RNA of Helobdella robusta, 837 nucleotides long. RefSeq lists its product as hypothetical. The record is from RefSeq and is a predicted model, not a curated record. Gene Ontology annotation, biological process: peptidyl-lysine monomethylation; peptidyl-lysine trimethylation; positive regulation of transcription by RNA polymerase II. Gene Ontology annotation, molecular function: histone H3K4 methyltransferase activity; histone H3K36 methyltransferase activity; protein binding. The transcript has 4 exons. Bases 1 to 837 code for a protein of 278 amino acids. Lineage: Eukaryota; Metazoa; Annelida; Clitellata; Rhynchobdellida; Glossiphoniidae.
AUGUCCCACCGUUUUGUUCUGUUGAUAAUAAUCAACAGUAUUUUUUUAUUGUUUUUACAUGCUUUUGCAGAUACAGGAAGAGGUUUAAUGGCUUCCAGAGACAUAUCCCCGAACAGCAUUGUCAUUUCCAUUCCAGAGAGAUUCAUCAUUUCAACAAAAUCAGUAGCUGAGUGUGCCAUCAAGGAUUAUAUCAUCAAGUACAAAUCUGGAGUGAGGUUGUCACCUUUGGAAGCACUGGCUUUCUUCGUAAUGUAUGAAAAAUCUCUAGGUUUGAAUUCAACAUGGUUUCCAUACUUGAAUAUGCUCCCUUCAGCUUAUUCGUUGCUUCAUCUAUGGAGCGAUGAUGAGUUGGAACUUUUGCCUACCUUCAUUUCAUCAUCAGUUUCGUGCCAAAAACAAGAUGUUAAAUGUUCAUAUGAAAAAAUUAAAAAAGUCAUAAUGUUGAUGUGUAAUCAGCAAGUUAUUUCAGAGUCUCAAAUCGAAAUACAUUUUAAUUUUUAUCUUUUCCAAUGGGCAUUGUCAACAUUAAUGACAAGAUCCGUCUACAUGAAGCAAAAGAUUUCUUACAACUGGUUGACUGCUGAUGCUGAUGUUUGUGCACUCGUUCCUUUCUUAGAUAUGUUUAAUCAUUCUCCUGCUGCAAAGAUGGCAGCUGGAUUCAAUGAACACAAUCAACAUUAUGAGAUUAAAACAUUUGACUCCUUUAAAAAAUUUGACCAGGUGUUCAUAACUUAUGGGUCUCAUGAUAAUACAAAUCUUUUGAUCAAUUACGGAUUUUUGUGGCCAGAUAACCCCAACGACUGUGUGAUGAUUCAAUUUGGUUUGUUUUUUUUCUGA